AAUGUUUAUGACUCGUUGCCGCGGUCGUCCUUUUUUGUUUGUGAUUUGGAUUGUGAUCGUUACAGGAGGGCUGCUUCUGGUUCUGAUGAGUUGUGUGGAUCUCAAAGGCAGACUUAUGGAGAGGACACAUGGCACCUGGAGUGAAGACAUCUUGGACUAUUUCCUGAGAAAACAACUUAUUGAAAGGAGAGAUGGAGUUGAAGUAACCUGGUAUCAUGCUGCGAACAGCAAAUCAAAGCUAAAAGAGGCAUUACAGAGUGAUGCUCACAUGAUCGAAGCUGAUGUCCUGCUCCGUGGAUCAGAACCAAUCAUGGCUCAUCCUCCCAUGACAGACAGCGAUCUAACUCUAAAGGAGUUUUUGGAUGAUGUUUCAUCAACCAGCAGAGGCAUUAAGCUUGAUUUCAAGAGUUUGGAAGUUGUGCAGCCAUCAAUGCAGAUCUUACAGACGCUAAGAGAUAACAUAAGGCAGCCUCUUUGGAUUAACGCAGAUAUUCUACCUGGUCCAGGAGGAAAGGCCAAACCGGUAGACGCUGAAGAAUUUUUGCACACGGUGACAACAUUUUUCCCUGAUGUGACCUUAUCUUUGGGAUGGACCACAGGAUGGAAUCACAAUGAAAAUAAUGAAGGUUAUAGCUGGGAAAUGGUGAAAGAAAUGGAAGGAAUCUGCAGGCCGUUGAGCCAACCUGUGACCUUUCCAGUGAGAGCGGCUCUUGUCCGACAGUCAUGGGCUCAGCUCCAGUGGCUGCUGCAGACAUCCGACAGGUACAGUCUGACCGUGUGGGCAGGAAAGGACGACGUUUAUCCCGUGGAAGACCUGCUGCACGUUCGGGAUCAUUCUGGGAAAUCUAGAGUAUACUAUGAUUUGUUUGAACCCCAAAAUAGUCAACUGAAAGAGGCCAUAGAACAGAAAGAAACAAAAUAGUAUUUAAUUUGUUUCCAUAAAAAUAUAAAUUGCUUCAUUUAUAUGUAAUAUCUUUUCUUCCGCACUAUGUCUACAUAUUUAAUAGAUCUGCUAGACAAGCUUGAGUC
Messenger RNA from Spea bombifrons (plains spadefoot toad), 1029 nucleotides. It is a transcript of the gene FAM151B, whose product is annotated as family with sequence similarity 151 member B. The record is from RefSeq and is a predicted model, not a curated record. NCBI's taxonomy places the organism in Eukaryota, Metazoa, Chordata, Amphibia, Anura, Pelobatidae. The transcript is spliced from 6 exons. Bases 2 to 922 code for a protein of 306 amino acids.